Messenger RNA from Phaethon lepturus (White-tailed tropicbird), 1191 nucleotides. RefSeq names its product ryanodine receptor 2-like. The annotation marks the transcript as partial. Gene Ontology annotation, biological process: transmembrane transport; calcium ion transport. NCBI's taxonomy places the organism in Eukaryota, Metazoa, Chordata, Aves, Phaethontiformes, Phaethontidae. Gene Ontology annotation, molecular function: ryanodine-sensitive calcium-release channel activity. Gene Ontology annotation, cellular component: Z disc; calcium channel complex; smooth endoplasmic reticulum. The record is from RefSeq and is a predicted model, not a curated record. The transcript is spliced from 8 exons.
GCUAAAUUCCAUUGAUGUUAAGUAUCAGAUGUGGAAAUUAGGAGUCGUUUUCACUGAUAAUUCUUUCCUUUACCUAGCGUGGUAUAUGACCAUGUCAGUCCUUGGCCAUUACAACAACUUUUUCUUUGCUGCUCAUCUUCUUGACAUUGCAAUGGGAUUCAAGACAUUACGAACUAUCCUAUCAUCAGUUACCCACAAUGGCAAACAGCUUGUCCUAACGGUGGGGUUACUGGCAGUAGUAGUAUACUUGUAUACAGUAGUGGCAUUCAAUUUUUUCCGCAAGUUCUACAACAAGAGUGAAGAUGGUGAUAUGCCAGACAUGAAAUGUGAUGAUAUGCUAACAUGCUACAUGUUUCACAUGUAUGUUGGAGUACGUGCAGGUGGAGGCAUUGGCGAUGAAAUAGAGGAUCCAGCAGGAGAUGAAUAUGAAAUCUAUCGGAUUAUCUUUGACAUCACUUUCUUCUUCUUUGUGAUUGUCAUCCUCCUUGCAAUUAUUCAAGGUUUAAUUAUUGAUGCUUUUGGUGAGUUAAGAGAUCAGCAAGAGCAAGUUAAGGAAGACAUGGAGACAAAGUGCUUUAUCUGUGGAAUAGGAAAUGACUACUUCGAUACGGUGCCCCAUGGCUUUGAAACACACACGCUCCAGGAGCACAACUUGGCCAAUUAUUUGUUUUUUCUGAUGUAUCUUAUUAACAAAGAUGAAACAGAGCAUACAGGACAGGAAUCCUAUGUAUGGAAAAUGUAUCAAGAACGAUGCUGGGAGUUUUUCCCUGCUGGUGAUUGCUUCCGAAAACAAUACGAAGACCAGCUCAACUAAGCAAAGAUGAGGAUUUCCAGACAAAAAUAUGUCCAUCUAUUUCCCAACUCUUUUGGGAAUGUCUAACAGAUUUCUUAAAUCCCCAAAGCUGUGUGCUUUUUGGAGCACCAAAGCUCUGUUUUUAAUGACCCAACUGCGCUUUUAUUUUCUUGUGUAUUUGCUUUGAGAACACUGGAGUAAAGAACAAUGAAAAAUAACAGCAACUCUGGAAAACAAACCAACCACUUGAACACACAAAAGAUACCCCUAUACAUAACAUGCACACAUAAGAAGAGACUUGAGACAGCUUAUUUCUGAAACUGCCAGAUGAUGCCCUUGUCUAUAUCAUACCUGGGGUGACAUGGUAGCAACACUCAUUCAAUCUGUUUAUUUCAUCA